This is a messenger RNA of Diceros bicornis minor, 6468 nucleotides long. RefSeq names its product potassium inwardly rectifying channel subfamily J member 14 (gene KCNJ14). Gene Ontology annotation, biological process: regulation of monoatomic ion transmembrane transport; potassium ion import across plasma membrane. NCBI's taxonomy places the organism in Eukaryota, Metazoa, Chordata, Mammalia, Perissodactyla, Rhinocerotidae. Bases 3841 to 5139 code for a protein of 432 amino acids. The record is from RefSeq and is a predicted model, not a curated record. Gene Ontology annotation, cellular component: plasma membrane. The transcript is spliced from 2 exons. Gene Ontology annotation, molecular function: inward rectifier potassium channel activity.
CAGUGACUUUGACAUGAAGUUGCUGCACCUUAAGCCCCGGGUCUCCUUUAUAUGGAAACAUUAAGCUGCUCUCGCAGGUCAGGGGGAAGAAGGGGGAGGACUUCAGGCUUCGGAUCCUUUUCCCUCCUGUCCUGCCUUUGCGGGGGAGGGGUGGUGCCCUGAGCCCAAGUCACAUCCAACCCUGUGAGCUGGGCCAUGUUGGACACAGACAGGGCCCCCUGGAGGUGAAGACCCCAGUCGGCUUUGUGAAAUGGACAUGGUAUCGUCUGCCUCACAGGGUUGAGAAUGGGACUCAAGGAUUUAGGAGGAGAGUCCUGGGUUGGGAAGGCUCAGGACCAAACAGACACCCCACCCCCGGCACCGCGUGGGUCUGGCUGGGUCUCUGAGGCUGUUCCCCAACCUGUGAAACAGCGAUGGAUGAUCUGGCCCUCCCAGUGUCCUGAACAGUCAGGGUGUGCGGCGGGGUCUGGUGGAGUCCAGUGGGUGGGCUGCAGACGUCGGUGAGCUCCUUACGAGGCCCGGGACCUAGUAGGUGCUCAGGAAACAGGAGCGCACCUGUUAGGGUCGUCCGUGGUUCGUCACUCAGGCUUGGGCACCGAGAAGCCCAGGUGGGAGUCCAGAGUUUCCCACGUUCCGGCUGAGGGACGUGAGACAAGGGAUGGGCCUCACCGCCUCAGUUUGCUUUAAAAAAAAGCAAAGUCCCCACAUCCAAGAGCUGUGGUUAGAGACGGGGAGAGGGCGUGAGGAGGCCCAGCCUGGGGGCUCAGUGUGAUCGCUGCAAAGAUAGAGGCUGGAGCCUGGAUUCUGACCUCAAACCUGCCCCCUUCAGCGUUGAGCCUCAGUUUCCUCUUUUUAGAAGAAAAGAUCUCUAAUGCCCAGGGUUGUGAGGAUGAGAAAAGAGUCAAGGUUGGGGCACAUCAUGGGCGCUGGACACAGCCAGGCCCAGUCCACCCUGACCUGAGCUGCAGCUCUGCCUCUGUAGAGUGGGCGUAAUAGACCCCACGUGGCAGAGCUGUCCAGGUGGUCGUGAACAGCAGGUGCAGAGCUGGGGGUCAGGGAGGGGGCCCAGUGGUGUUGAACUUGAUGUCAACUGAAUGCCUUCUCCUUGGAUUAAGUGCCCCCAGUCCUGCCAAGAAGCCCAUGAGGAUCUGCAGGGCCUGGCACAGGGGGCACCGAGUACGUAGGUGCUUGGUAAAUAUUGAUGGAAGUGAUACACAAAAUAUUUAACCCCCAGCCCAGAUAGAUCCUGGAAGUCCCUCCACCACAGGGCUGGAUGGUAAUAACCCUGCAGCUGCUGGUGGAUGACGAGGCCUGUAGGUCCACGCCCACCCCCUUCUCUCCACCUUUCCUCCACCCUGUCCGGAUUCCCUCCAUCGCCCAGAUCGGGGAACAGAGGCUCAGGAAGAGAUGAGACUUGCCACCAGUCAUACAGCUAGUAAGUGGCCAAGCCAGGAUUCAACCUGGAGCUGCCUGAUUAAAAAGCCCAAGGUCUUGGGCUGGCCCUGUGGCUUAGCGGUUAAGUGCGCACUCCGCUACUGGCGGCCUGGGUUCGGAUCCCGGGUGCGCACCGACGCACCGCUUGUCUGGCCAUGCUGAGGCCACAUCCCACAUACAGCAACUAGCAGGAUGUGCAACUACCACAUACAACUAUCUUGUGGGGCUUUGGGGAGAAAAAAGGAAAAAAUAAAUAAAAAAAAAAAAGCCCAAGGUCUUUCUUCUGGAUCCCUCUUCCUUUCAAAGUGAGGGUUUUUAAUGCCCAUUCAACAGAUGAGCAAACUGAGGCUCCAGAAAAGGAAGCCAGUGGUCUCAGGGCACAUAGUGGGUCGGCAACUGAGCCAGGAUUGGGCCCCAGGGUCUGUAUGACUGGAAGGCCCUUCCUGACCUGGAGAAAGAAGUCCAAUUUCUCCAUUUUUACAAUCAAGGAAACUGUGGCUCAGAAAGAUUUGCCCAAGAUCUGAGGAUCAGGGCUGAGCCAGGGUUUUUUUGUGUGUUUGUUUUUGUUUUUUCGAACAGCUUCAUUGAAAUAUAAUUCACAUACCAUAUAAUUCACAUAUUAAAGUGUACAAUUCAAUGUUUUUUAGUAUAUUCACAGAGUUGUGCAACCACAAUCAACUUUAGAACAUUUUCAGCACCCCAACAAGAAAUCCCACGUCCUCUGGCUACCACUGCCCAAUCCCCCUCUCUCCCCAGUCCUAGGCACCACUGGUCUAUUUUCUCAAUUUAUAGAUUUUCCCAUUCUGGCUAUUUCUUGUAAAUGAAAAUAUACAAUAUGUGAUCUUUUGUGACUGGCUUCUUUCAUAGCAUGAAGUUUUCAAGGUUCAUCUAUGUUGUAGCAUCUGUCAGUACUUCGUUCCUUUUUAUUGCUGGGUAGGAGUCCCUGGUGCGGAUAUACCACAUUUUAUUGAUCCAUUUAUCAAUUGAUGUACAUUUGGGUUGUUUCCAUCUUUUGGCUAUUGUGAAUAACGCUGCUACAAUCAUUUGUGUAUAAGUAUUUGUGUGGACACUUGUUUUUACUUCUUUUGCGUAGAUAUCUAGGAGUUGAAUUGCUGGGUCCUAUGGUAACUCUACAUUUAACCAUUUAAGGGACUGCCAGACUGUUUUUCACACCAGCUGCACAAUUUUAUAUUCCACCAGCAGUGUAUAAGAUUGCCAAUUUCUCCAUAUCCUUGCCAACACUUGUUAUUUUAUUUUUUCUUUUGUUAUUGCCAUCCUAGUGGGUGUGAAUUGGUAUCUCACUGUGGUUUAGAUUUGCCUUUCCCUGCUGGCUAAUGAUGUAGAGCAUCUUUUCAUGUGCUUAUUGGCUAUUUAUAUAUCUUUCUUGGAGAAAUGUCUAUUCAGAUCCUUUGCCUAUUUUUAAAUUGGGCUUUUUUUUUUUUUUUUUCUUUUUUAUGCUGAGGAAGAUUUGCUCUGAGCUAACAUCUGUGCCGGUCUUCCUCUAUUUUGUAUGUGGGUCACCACCACAGCACGGCCCCAAACAAGCCUUGUAGGUCCACAACGGGAACCGAACCCAGGCUGCCAAAGCAGGGCACACUGAACUUAACCUCUAGGCCACAGGCCAGCCCCAGGUUUUCUUAUUAUUGAGUUGUAAGGGCUGUUUAUAGAGUUUAGAAACAAAUUCCUUCUCAGAUAUAUGAUUUGCAACUAUUUUUGCCCUUUGAUGGAUUGUCUUUUCAGUUUCGUGAUGGUGUCCUUCAAAGCACAAAAGUUUUUAAUUUUGAUGAAGUUCAGUUUAUCUACUUUUUUUCCUUUUGUUGCCUGUGCUUUCUGAGCCUAUUUUUGAACCAUAGGUGACCUCAGAGCCAGGCUCAUCUCUCAAAGCUGACUCCAUGCUGGGAAGCAGUUAACUACAUAGUAGACUCUGAAUUUGCUAGCACUCAAAUCCCAGUUUACUCAGCUGUGACCUUGGGCAAGUUAAACACUCUGGGCCUCCGGUUCCUCAUCUGUAAAAUGGGGGUGAUAAUGUCUACCUUGCUGUGAGGCUCAAACAUGUCAAUUCACAUAAUCCGCUCAAAACAGUGUCUGGCACUGUAUAAAUGUCAGCUCUAAUUACUGUGGUGCUUGCUAUAACGCUGUUGUUAUGGCUACAGUUUUGCUGCUGUUGUUGCUAUACAGUAUCUCCCAUAGUAGUAUUGUCAUGGUUGUUGAUGGGUGCUGUUCUGACUUUCAAGAUGAGUAUCCUUCCACCCAUUUGCCAGAUGAGGCCGCUACGGCCCAGGGAGCAUGCCUGCUUGAGAAGUCCACCCAUUCCCGGCCCCCCUGACGCUGCUGCUUGUUUCUUGUCCCCGCAGGUUUGGGGCGCCCGCCCCCCACUAGGCCAAGUGGAGGGGGUGCCCCCACCCAAUGGGCCUGGCCAGGGCCCUGCGCCGCCUAAGCGGCGCCCUGGAGUCAGGAGAGAGCCGGGCGGUCGAUGAGGAGGAGGCCGGGCCGGGGCUGUGCCAUAACGGGUGGGCGCCGCAGCCGGUGGGACGCCGGCGGGGGCGCUUCGUCAAGAAGGACGGGCACUGCAACGUGCGCUUCGUGAACCUGGGCGGCCAGGGCGCGCGCUAUCUCAGCGAUCUGUUCACCACGUGCGUGGACGUGCGCUGGCGCUGGAUGUGCCUGCUCUUCUCCUGCUCCUUCCUCGCCUCCUGGCUGCUCUUCGGCCUGGCCUUCUGGCUCAUCGCCUCGCUGCACGGCGACCUGGCCGCCCCGCCGCCGCCCGCGCCCUGCUUCUCGCAGGUGGCCAGCUUCCUGGCCGCCUUCCUCUUCGCGCUGGAGACGCAGACGUCCAUCGGCUACGGCGUGCGCAGCGUCACCGAGGAGUGCCCGGCCGCCGUGGCCGCCGUGGUGCUGCAGUGCAUCGCCGGCUGCGUGCUCGACGCCUUCGUCGUGGGCGCCGUCAUGGCCAAGAUGGCCAAGCCCAAGAAGCGCAACGAGACGCUCGUCUUCAGCGAGAACGCCGUCGUGGCGCUGCGCGACCGCCGCCUCUGCCUCAUGUGGCGCGUGGGCAACCUGCGCCGCAGCCACCUCGUCGAGGCCCACGUGCGUGCCCAGCUGCUGCAGCCUCGCGUGACCCCAGAGGGUGAGUACAUCCCGCUGGACCACCAGGAUGUGGACGUGGGCUUUGAUGGUGGCACCGAUCGCAUCUUCCUCGUGUCUCCCAUCACCAUCGUGCACGAGAUCGACUCUGCCAGUCCUCUGUAUGAACUAGGACGUGCCGAGCUAGCCCGGGCCGACUUUGAGCUGGUGGUCAUUCUCGAGGGCAUGGUUGAGGCCACGGCUAUGACCACACAGUGUCGCUCUUCCUACCUUCCUGGUGAGCUGCUCUGGGGCCAUCGUUUUGAGCCAGUCCUCUUCCAGCGUGGCUCCCAGUAUGAGGUCGACUAUCGCCACUUCCAUCGCACUUACGAGGUCCCAGGGACACCGGUCUGCAGCGCCAAGGAGCUGGAUGAACGGGCAGAGCAGGCUUCCCACAGCCCCAAGUCUAGCUUCCCUGGCUCUCUGGCUGCAUUUUGUUAUGAGAAUGAACUUGCUCUGAGCUGCUGCCAGGAGGAAGAGGAGGAAGAGGAAACCAAGGAGGGGGAUGGGGCAGAGGCAGAAGAUGAGGCUGCCAGCCCCCGAGUACUCACACCAACCCUGGCGCUGACCCUGCCCCCGUGAUGUGAGCUGGUGUCUCCCUAUUUGUACUCCCUUCCCAGAGGUAGCAAGAUGGAGAGAUUUGGCCCUCUCCUGGGAUGGGGGCAGGUAUUUCCCAAGACCAACAGGCCUGCUGGAUAAAUUAUUAGCUGGUGAAGCUCUGCCAUGCCUAGUGGACCCACCACAGACAUACUGGACCUUAAUUCCUCUGCAUUCCAUGCUCCCUCUUGAGACCCCUUUGUCAGCCCGAUUCCUGAGCCUCACCAGAGCUGAGGGAUCCAGAAUUCUGGACCACCCGAGAGGCAAGGACCGGUGGUUCCAGAUUCCUCUAUACGGCUGACUUGGGUUGUUGAGCAGGGUCAGGAAUCAAUGGUAUAGACUGUCUCUGGGAGAGGAAGUUGGCAGUUCUUGAGCAGCAAUAGAGAUCAAGAGUUUGUAGCUCUGGAUUGACCAAAGAUUCAAGGGACUGUUGCUUCUAGACUCAGCCAACCAAGUAGCAAAUCAUUUUUUCUACACCACCUAAGGAGGGAAAGUUAUGGAAUGCCCCAAGAAUUCAAGACUAUCUUGAUUGACCAAUGACAAGGAAUGUUGACUGCAAGUCAACAAAAGACCUUGUGGUUCCAGAAAGCCCCAAAGUUGAGAUUCUGUGAAUCUAGAUUGACCACAGAGACAAGCAGUGGUAAUUCUAGAACAGGUUUGACCUAGGGAGUUGAACUACUCCAGAAACUAGACUUAUGUUUCUAGAAUGCACAAAACAAUAGUGAGUCUGUGGGUCUAGAAGGACUACAGUGACAGACUGGGAGUUCUUGAUAUUAGAUAACUCCAGACCACUGGCUGUAGAACAUCGAAGCGAGGGGAUAAUCAAUGCUUCUAAAUGAUCCACAGGUUUUUUUUUUUUAAGUGCCAUUCUAGAAUGUCCAAAGGAAUCAGGAUUCUGUGGCUCUAGAUUGAUCAUAGAGUCAAAGAAGGAGUGGUGAUCCUAGAUAUGUCUGAGAUUGGCUGGUUCCAGUUUGCCCAGUGGAGUUGAGAAUCUUGAUGAUUCCACAUGACUUCUUUGUGGUUCUGUAAUGCCAAAGGAAUCAAGGCUCCAGGGAUCCAGAGUUGUCCAUUAUCAAAACCUGGAAGUUCUAAUCAGCUCCUAGAACUUGGCAGUUCUAGGAGGUGGACUCAGGACUCGAUAGGCAGCAUUUCUGGGCUGACCUAGAAGGUGUGGGUAACAGGGCUACUUAUUGGGCAAGGGAAGGGAGAGGCCCAAGGCUGGUGAGUCUGCAAUCCUCUGGAAUUCUACACCUAGCAAUGUGUGUCUAUUUCUUAAAGAUGUUAUACAUACAUGUAUUAUACAUAUAUAAUAUA